Parasteatoda tepidariorum (common house spider) is the source of this 654-nucleotide messenger RNA. RefSeq lists its product as uncharacterized. NCBI's taxonomy places the organism in Eukaryota, Metazoa, Arthropoda, Arachnida, Araneae, Theridiidae. The record is from RefSeq and is a predicted model, not a curated record. Gene Ontology annotation, molecular function: RNA-DNA hybrid ribonuclease activity; nucleic acid binding.
AUGGAGUCCGAAACUUUUUCGGACUCCAAAUCCUCAUUACAGACCCUAGAGAAUCCCACUCCAAGGGACAUUAUAGUCGAAAACAUUAAAGGUAUUAUUCAACACAGGAAUUACCGAUUCAACUGGAUCAAGGCUCACUCGGGGGAAGCUGGAAAUGAGGAAGCGGAUGCUCUAGCAAAAGCGGGUACUCUGCUCAGUGGGGUAAAUUUUUACUACUCUAUUGCAAGACCACAGCUUAAUUAUAAACUACGGCAGGUCAGCAGAGAUUUAUGGCAAGAAAGGUGGGACCGUUCAUCAAACGGGAGACAUACCAACAAGUUUUUUUUUCCAAAAGUCAGCGAUAAACUUUUAAAUUGUGACUUUUACAUAAACCAAUUCUAUACCGCCCACGGAGUGUUUGGAGAACACCAAUCGAGAUUUUUUCAGAAAUCAUCUAGCUGCAAAUACUACGGCAAAAGCCAAACGGUUCAACAUCUAAUUGCAGAAUGUCCUACAUUCUCGACACUCCGGGGGAAUCAUAUUAACAUCAGGGAACCAAUCGAAAAGUGGUGCAGAACAAAACAACAGCAACAAAUCAUUAGAGAAAUUAUUAAAAGCACACUAGAAGAUACCAUUACAAUGGACGAUCCGAUGGACCCUAUAUACUUAGGUUGA